UUAAAAGUAAAAUUAAUCUCUUGUCAACACAUUUAGGACUGGGGCUAGUCGAAAAGACGUGAUUUCUGAACCGAGAGCGAUGAACAUGAGGUGGUCAGAAAGGCAGAACCGGGGACCAAAGUGGUUGCCUGGAUACCUGCUUCUCUCCCCAUCCAUCUGGUGCAGCAGGUGCGGGCAGUCCAACACCUGUGCAGCUUUCUGGGAUCAAGUGCUUAGGAUAAAUCAACAACAUCAUGUGGACCGUCUCACAGAUGCCUCCUGGACCUUGUGAGCCGAUUUCUGGAAGACAGUGACAGGAUUUUCCUUCCCUAUAACCAACGCUGCUCAACUUUAAUACACAGUGACGUUGAGCAACAUUGCUUGAGAUUAUGCUGAGCAUCCUUGCAGCUGGCUCCAUAUUCUUCCCAGGCCUCUUCCUGCUGUCCAAGCGAUUCCUGAAACAUGUUCCUGGGAUCAAAUGGAGCGAGAAGGAUGCUGUCAUCAUCUCGUCCAGACUGGUGUCCUCCGUUCAGGCCAUUAUGGCAUCCUCUGCCGGGUACAUCAUCGCCUGUUCUUGUGAAGACAUUAUUGAGGACCAGCAUUGGCUUACCAGCAGCUAUAUCCUCUUUGCUGUCCCCUACUUCGUCUAUGACAUCUAUGCCAUGUUCUUGUGUUACUGGUACAAACUUCAGGUCAAAGAUCAUGAGGAGGAGAGCGAGGCCAAAUCAAUGAGGUCAGCCAUCAGUGGCUAUCUGCGCCGAGAGUUCCUCAUGGUCUUGCACCAUGUCGUCAUGGUUACUGUCUGUUUCCCUGUCUCUGUGUUCUGGAGACAGGGCAAAGGGGAUUAUUUCCAGGGUGUGAUGUUCCUGGCAGAACUCAGCACCCCAUCUGUCUGUCUGGGAAAAAUACUCAUCCAGUAUAAGCGACAGCACACUCUCCUACAUAAAGUCAAUGGAGCUCUUAUGCUGGUCACUUUCUUCAUCUGCAGAGUUCUUCUCUUCCCCUACCUCUACUACGCCUACGGCAGGUAUGCAUCCAUCCCCUUCUACAUGGUGCCGCUGUCUGUGCCCUGGCAGUGUAACGCAGGUGCAGCUUUGCUCAUGGCUCCGCAGGUCUACUGGUUUUCCCUCAUCUCCAGGGGUGCUUUCCGUCUCUUCACUGGAGCCUCACGGCACAAAGCGACCCCUAGCAGCACAGACUCUGAACCGAAAACCUCACUCCGGCCCCCUGACUACGGAUACAGCCCCAGAGAGACUGACUCGCACUGAGAGAGGAGUAGAGAUAGAGAUGUAGGUACAGGGUAGCUGGGUUUAGACCAAACAGGAGACUGAAGGCAGAUCAUCUUAUUACAAAGGGUGGAUCUACCUUAGACCCAGCGGUGUGGGUUAGCAAGCAAAGAAACUGAAGGUCUGUACCCUCGCUAUUCACCGUCAUCCUCUCUUUGAGAAGAAAAUAAGUUUGCAGACCAAACCAAACAGAUAGUUUUCUCCCUAACAUGCAUGUUCUCUGUGUUGGAGCAGUAGGUCUGCUGCUUUGCAGGGUUAGUGCAUCAUUUGUAGAUUAACAUGGUCAUAAGCUUCAGAAAAAGGGACUAAUGUGGAUGCAGCAGGAACAGUAUUUCUAAUGAGUGAUGGAUGGAAGGAUUGAUAGAUCCCUCCUGUUCUCCUCUCUGUGAAUCUCUCUCUCUGUUUGUUACAGUUGCAGAGAGGAUAUGAAAAAGGAAACAGAAAUUUCUCAGUCGAUUUGUACAUACUUUAUCAAUAUUUACACUGAAUUGCAAAUAGAUUUUUAAUGUAUUUUAGAUUUUUGUAGAAUCUGUUUAUUUAUUAUUUAUUCAGUUCUAUUCCUAAUUACGGGAGGAUUAGUUUAAAACAAAACCAUUCACUUCUAAAAAAACGAAGCUGGUGGAUUCAAAACAACCCCUUGUAUCCUCACUGUGGGUGCAUGGCCUCCUUCCAGCUGUCCAGCUCUCUGUUUUUCCCCUUUCCUGGUUUUCAUGACAGCUGAAAACAAGAUGGCUGUGGCUGCAUCCAGUUAGUUAGUGAAUCAGCAGUUAGAAAGUAGAAGGGGGGUCAUUUAAAAGAUUUGGAUGAGGCUGAGUAAUGCAUUCGCAUAUCUCUGCUGCAGUACUCCAAUCCUUUUAAGAUCCAGACAUUGGGCGGAGGUAAAAUGCUGCACUUGAAAACCAGGCUAAAGUUGGCAAGGCAUUGGUACGAACCUGAGCCAGACAGUUUGUACAUUUCAUACAGUUUUAUAUGAGGAGAAUGCCAGCAUAAUGGCCCUCGCUUACCUCUAAGUAGACCCACACCACAAUAUGGAUUCAUUGAUUGUAAUCUGCACAUUGAACGGGUAACAACUGUGUUCUUUCUCCACACUGACGAGAUGUUUCUUAACUGCUUUUGUUUAUGUCCAGAUAUAUAGGAGGUCCACUGAUGAUGCGUUUUGUCACCAAUUAGUUCUCACUUUUAUGGUAAAAGUGUCAUUGGUGUAACACUGUCAUCACAUACCUCCCUUAGGCUUGAUUCUUUGGCUAUGCUCUCAAACAGGACUCUGCCAGUUUGAUGUUAAACAGUAUUAUUAGGGGAGGAAGUGAGAGGAUGGCGCACAAGGUGGAUUCUAGAAGUGACUCUUGCACUGAAUUAUCAUAAGGAGGGGUGCUAAACAAACAUCCAAGUCUGUGAGAUACCGUAAUAUGCUGUAAUUAUGCUUAUUGUUAAUUUAUUCUUUUAAUUUAUGUAUUUAUUUGGCCAAGUCUGAAUGUAGAUAUGACUUCACAUCUAAGUGUUCUUCUGUGUAGGCUUCUGUUUAUCUAGUUGCCUGAAGACUGUUCUGUAAUUCUGGUUUUCUCAGCUGAAAUAUACUCUUGCUCUCUCCUGCUGUGCUCUGA
Messenger RNA from Cyprinus carpio (common carp), 2866 nucleotides. RefSeq names its product ceramide synthase-like. The coding region runs from base 369 to 1247 and encodes 292 amino acids. NCBI's taxonomy places the organism in Eukaryota, Metazoa, Chordata, Actinopteri, Cypriniformes, Cyprinidae. The transcript has 10 exons. Gene Ontology annotation, biological process: lipid homeostasis; ceramide biosynthetic process. The record is from RefSeq and is a predicted model, not a curated record. Gene Ontology annotation, cellular component: endoplasmic reticulum; membrane. Gene Ontology annotation, molecular function: sphingosine N-acyltransferase activity.